Rotaria sordida is the source of this 519-nucleotide messenger RNA. The record is from the annotation of a GenBank genome assembly. Lineage: Eukaryota; Metazoa; Rotifera; Eurotatoria; Philodinida; Philodinidae.
AUGGAUUACGGUACUCGACCACAACGAAUAUCUUGUCAAUAUGGUUACAUUAGUACAAUACCUGGCAUAUUGAAAGCAAUUGAAUUUAUUUGUGAUGCAGCUGCAUUAAUAUUGGGUGCAGUAGCACCAACUAUAACUUUUACUGGUCAUAAAGGUUUUUUUACAUUUGUUGCUGCAUUAGCAAUUAUUAUAACAACAAUUCUUUUUCUAUUGGCUCUUAUAAAUAUACAAGCUGUUUGUAUACCAGAUCGUUGGCUUGUUAUUGAAAUGUCCUGGUGUGCAUUGAUUGCUUUACUUUUUUUUAUUGCAAGCAUUGUUGUUGCAUCAGUUGCAAAAUAUAAUGGUGUUUAUGGAGCUGCAGCGUUCUUUGGUUUUGCAGCUUUUAUUACCUAUGUAGCUGAUGCAAUUAAUCGUUUUCGAUUACUUCGAGCUGGUCCACGUAGCCGACAUACAGAAACAUAUACAUCAAAUACAACAACAACCACAACAAACGUUACUCGUCAACAACCAACUUUUUAA